Molecule: messenger RNA, 1947 nt
Organism: Pimephales promelas (fathead minnow)
Lineage: Eukaryota; Metazoa; Chordata; Actinopteri; Cypriniformes; Leuciscidae
Source: RefSeq, a predicted model, not a curated record
UGUGUGUAAUAGGAGGGUCAGACUCUGUCGAGUGAGGACUUGCUCAGACGCCACAUUACAUCUGUUGUGUUUGUUUAGAUCAGUUUUGCUCGUGUUUUUACAUCAGGAAAUGUUUCACGUGUUUGUUUUGUUCAGUUUGUGCUUCUGCCGUCUGAUCGGUGUGUUUGCUGCCGAAACAAAUAAAAUACAGUCGGUGUCCGUGAUGGAGGGAGACUCUGUUACUCUACACACUGAUCUUACUGAAAUAUAUAAAGAAAACAUACUGUGGAAAUAUAGAGCUGAAAAGUACAUUAUAGCUGAAAUCCUUAAAAAAUAUGGAUUCUUUUACACAUAUGAUGAUGUUCCUGAUGGGAGAUUCAGAGACAGACUGAAGCUGGACAAUCAAACUGGAUCUCUGACCAUCACACACACCACAACUGAACACACUGGAGUUUAUACACUAGAGAUAAAUGGAGUGAAUCUGACAUCAAAAACAUUCAACGUUUCAGUCUAUGCUCGUCUGCCUGUUCCUGUCAUCAUCAGAAACUCUUCACACUGUUCUUCAAAUUGUUCAGUGGUGUGUUCAUCAUCAGUGUUGAGUGUGUGUGAUGCGACUCUGUCCUGGUACGCAGGAAUGAGUGUAUUGUCCAGCAUCAGUGUGUGUGAUCUCAGCAUCAGUCUCUCUCUACCUCUGGAGGUGGAAUAUCAGGAUAAAAACACCUACAGCUGUGUGCUGAACAAUCCCAUCAGCAACCAGACCACACAUCUGGACAUCAACACACUCUGCAGACACACAUGUGCAGGUCCUCCAGUCUUAAGGUCUCUAAUAGUGUUGAUCUCUGCUGGAUCUCUGAUGAUUAUUGUUGCAGUUUGGAUCUUCUGCAUCUGUAAAAAACAAAGAUUAAAACAUCAAGAAGAGACGACUUGUGAUGUAGAAAUAACGUAUGCUGACACAAUAAGCAACAGAGGAAAUGCACACAAAUCGAAACUUAAAGAGGAGAAUCAUGUUGUUUAUGCACAAGUUGCUAAGCGAAAACCCAAAUCCAGCGAAGAACCAGCCUUGUUUGACCCAUAGGAGAAAAACUGACUCUUAAAGGAACAGUUCACCCAUAAUUUACUGGCUCCAAACCCAUCCAAUGUGUAUAUACCUUUCUUUUUUCAGUCGAACACAAUCAUGUGUGCGCAUACGGCUGUUUCUGGAAGCUAGUGACUUUAAUGUAUGAAGUUUUAAUUAUGGAUAUUUUAGCUGCUAAAACCCAUUGCUUUGCUUUAGAAGGCAUUUAUUCACCCACUUGGGUGACAUAUGAUUUACUUUUAUGAUGGACAGAUGCACUUUUUACAGAUUCUAAAACUUGGACAGAUGUAAUGUCAUAAUAAAACUGGGAAGAGCUAGGAUAUUGUUGAAUAUAAGUCAGAUUGUGUUCGACUGAAUGAAGAAAGUCAAACACACCUAGGAUGCGUGAGGCUAAGUAAAUUAUGGGAUAGUUUUCAUUUAUGAGUGUAACUGAAUGAGAAAGGACGUUUGAUACUCUUCGUUUUGUAAUUAUCGCUUUUAUGUCUAUAUUUGCACUCCAAUUAAUGUAUAUAAUGUUAUUUUUUUACUAACUUGUGUGAUUAUUUUUUGUCAUUUUACCCAUUUUGAGUUGUAUUUUUGUCUCCUGGUCAAAAUAUGUGGAAAUAAGAGCACAUGAUGACAAUUACACAUCAUAUUUAUUUUAUAGAGAAUAUUUAGUGCAAUUCACUCAAAGAGACUGUGUAUGUGUUUUGUAUCAAGUAUUUUUUCUGUUUUAUACUGUUUUUGUUUGUAAUGUGAUUUUUCUUUACACAAUGUACGGCUCCUGUUUUUACCGUUUUGUAUUGCAACUGAAUGGGAGAGAAAACAAGGCAAUUUCCUCAUACCUCAUUACCUCAAGGGUGCUUAUUUUUGUCUUGUAUCAGGGGAAUAAAAGAUCCAGAAAAAGCUACACA